UAAAACGAAAAUCGCGAUAAAAUUGCUAAAAAGUGGCUCCAGAACGCAAGCUGAAAUAAACCAAUCAGAAGCCAGAAAAUGGUUUGUUAAGAGCCAAUGAAAACGUGUCGUUUAACAGCCAAUCAGAAUCGAAGCGCUAAAUACAAUUUACCAACCAGGGGGAGUGUGUUGGUGUAUAAAAUCUCGUACAUUUUCGUCGUUUUUUCAUUCAGCAUUUUGCAAAUUGACUGUGCACCAUGGCUCGUACCAAGCAGACCGCUCGUAAAUCUACCGGAGGAAAAGCUCCCAGGAAGCAACUGGCUACCAAGGCUGCCCGAAAGAGCGCCCCAGCUACCGGUGGUGUGAAGAAACCUCAUAGAUACAGGCCCGGAACUGUUGCUCUUCGUGAAAUCCGUAGAUACCAGAAAUCUACUGAAUUGCUUAUCCGUAAACUGCCAUUCCAGCGUUUGGUCCGUGAAAUUGCUCAGGAUUUCAAGACCGAUCUUCGUUUCCAGAGUUCAGCUGUUAUGGCCCUCCAAGAAGCUAGCGAAGCUUACCUCGUUGGUCUCUUUGAAGACACCAACUUGUGCGCCAUCCACGCCAAGAGAGUUACCAUCAUGCCAAAGGACAUCCAGUUGGCCAGACGUAUCCGUGGUGAACGUGCUUAAUUUCUUAAUUUGAAGAAAAAUCUAAACGGCCCUUUUAAGGGCCACCUACAUUCUCAUGAAAGUGAUCCCAUCUUCUAAAUAUUUUGCACUUUUUUUCGUUUUGUAAACUGUAAUUUAAGAGACUGUCAGUUUGGUCGUGUCCAAUUAAUUCCUGCUGUUCAUAUUGAAUUUUUGGCGCUAAAAUCGGACAAAACAACGAAUAGAGUAAGUUGGAUUCGCAGAGAAAUAUCAACAUUUUGCACCGAUUUUGUAUUCUUUUUUUUCUUCUAGAAACUGGAACCGAUCUUCUAAAACAGUUGGCGACUUCUGAAAUUUCCCGCCUAGUUUUUAUGUCCGUUAUUUUUGUUUCGUUUGUCUCUCUUCUAAUUUUAAAUUUUCCUUUUCAUAAUGAAAACAUUUGCACUCUUCGAAAGGAAUGAUAUAACAUUCGUUUUGAAUUUUGUCUUCGCGCUAUUCCUUUUUCGAACCGUGGGAAUGAAUCUGUGAUAGACUAAAAACUAGAGGGGUCUGGGGAUUAGAAAUGAAGACACUGCAGACGGUUAAUAAUUAGCUUUUUUUUAAAGGUAGAUGUGCACUGUUAUUCCCGAGAUAUUAUUCCUUUCGGUGAUCGAAAACUAAUUUAUCGCAAGCAAACUUCUUAAAUAUCUGCUCUAAACCCACCAUCCUACCGAUAAAACGAAAUUAGAAAGGAUUCUUAAUUUUCUGUCAAUUGUCGCGAAUUGUGUGAAUUUUCGAAAUACUUGAGAUUUUUAUUAAAUUACACGGUAACCUGUAAAAGUCAGAGUGCUGAAUUACCUAGUGUUUCUCCUGACAUAACUUAUAGAAAUUAUUUUUUUCCAAUUAGAUCUGAAUUUGAAA
This is a messenger RNA of Octopus sinensis (East Asian common octopus), 1505 nucleotides long. RefSeq names its product histone H3. NCBI's taxonomy places the organism in Eukaryota, Metazoa, Mollusca, Cephalopoda, Octopoda, Octopodidae. The transcript has a single exon. The record is from RefSeq and is a predicted model, not a curated record. Gene Ontology annotation, cellular component: nucleosome. Bases 237 to 647 code for a protein of 136 amino acids. Gene Ontology annotation, molecular function: DNA binding; protein heterodimerization activity; structural constituent of chromatin.